This is a messenger RNA of Candidula unifasciata, 1760 nucleotides long. The record is from the annotation of a GenBank genome assembly. Lineage: Eukaryota; Metazoa; Mollusca; Gastropoda; Stylommatophora; Geomitridae.
AUGUCUUGUCUGUCGCAUCCGAGCUAUUUCCCUUUUGUAGGUUUCAUAACACAUCGUAAACGAGUCAACAGGAUACGAAUCGUUGAUGCUUUGCUGCUUGUGUUCCUUCUGCCAGUGACCUCUGGACUUCGCACUGGCGAGUAUCCCCUUUAUGACACAAUGUGCUUGUCCAGUCGUCAGAUGGUGUCUGUCAUGUGGGACUGCAAGGGAUAUAUCCAGUGUAUGCCUCUGGGAAAUGGCACGUUUAGAGCAGUGUGGAUCAACUGUAGCACAGGACGCCAGUUCGAUCCUUCCAAGAGGGAGUGUGUCCAAAACUAUGACAAGUAUGCCGCCAUCAAUAUUUGUCCUGCUAUGCCAUUCCUCAAGUUUCCUCAUCCGUCAUCUUGUGCACUAUAUUAUGACUGUAGCCAGCCAAACGCUCGCCCAGGCCUGGCACCAUGGGAGAACGAGUGUCCAGACCCCUACCACUUUGAUGAAGACACAUUCACUUGUAUGAAUAAACAGAAUGGGAACAGUCCCGUCUGUGGAAGUAGACCUGAACCAAGUGGAAAUGUGAAACAUUUCUAUAUUUGUGACAACGGAACUGUUUCUGAGAAAAGAACAUGCCAGGAAGAUGGCCGCAUUUUUGAUCCCAUAGCUAGAGACUGCACAGAGACUGUCUUAGAAGAUUCUAUAAAAACAUAUUGCACAAGGAAUCCAGCUGCCAUUUUUGCUGAUCCAACAAGGUGUUCACUGCUGUAUGAUUGUUCUCGAGCAAACUGGCAUAUGAAAUUGAAGCCCUACCAGACAGAGUGUGUCUACCCUAGACUGUUUGACCCAGCUAGUGCUUCCUGUGCAAGUUUCCAUGAUGUCAACUGUGAUACAAGGCUAGAACCAAUACAACCAUGUGACUAUGUGGUGGGACACUGUAGUGAUACUCAGUGCAUCCCUUGCGUGGCUUCCUGCCUGGGUCUGCGAGAUGGACCCAACGCUUACCCAGGCCAAGUUCUCACUGGUUUCUAUCUGGUAUGUCAGAAGCAGAGGACUAUAGAUGAGAGAGUCUGUGCAGCCGGAUCUGUAUUUGACCCACAAAUGCGUUCCUGUCUCACAGAAAUUAGCACUCAGACUCUGGAUGUUUACUGCAGCACCAAUCCUAAUGGUCGCUUGUUACACCCUAGUGAGUGUUCAGUCUUCUACAGCUGUGCCCAUCAAAAUGACACACAGACUCAUCCAAACCUGCCACCUCGAGCUGUUGAGUGCAAGUACCCUUACCUGGUUGAUUCUGGAACUAUCACCUGCAAACCUCACACACUUGUUAAGUGUGGGGCACGGAGAGAGCCUUUUUCUCCUUGUGACUAUGUCAGCAACCGUUGUAUGACUAAAGACUGCACCAGGUGUGAGCUGGUCAUGCCAUCUUGUUAUGGCAAGGCAGAUAACUAUUACCCAGCAAUCAGUCAGGAGAUGACAGCUGAUUACAUUGUGUGCAAGGACCAGAGGAUUGUGGGAUCAGGUGUAUGUGCCAGUGGACACAUCUUCGACAUCAGAUCCCUGACAUGUACAGAUACUGUCUAUUCAACAUCUCUCAUGGAAUACUGCACAAAGUACAGGAUGGGAAGAGUUCAAAACCCACGCAACUGUGCCCAGUAUUAUGACUGUGCAAUCUCUAUGUCUGAGGUGACAGAGUGUACCUACCCUGACUUGUAUGAUGUCAUUCUGCACCUGUGUUUACCUUACCACCAGGUCAACUGUGCAGGGAGACCCAUCUUUAUGGAGCCAUGUAU